Messenger RNA from Patiria miniata (bat star), 1667 nucleotides. RefSeq lists its product as uncharacterized. Gene Ontology annotation, molecular function: protein binding. The transcript is spliced from 2 exons. Bases 38 to 1483 code for a protein of 481 amino acids. The record is from RefSeq and is a predicted model, not a curated record. NCBI's taxonomy places the organism in Eukaryota, Metazoa, Echinodermata, Asteroidea, Valvatida, Asterinidae.
CUACUCUGUAGCGUCGGUGUGAUGUCCUCCUUUCAGCAUGGCAUCGUUGGCAUGGUUGGUGGUAGCCCGGAUAGCCGUAGUCCUGCCUAUUUGUCUCUGGUUUGUGUUGGCGGUGUCUGCUAAUGAGAAGAGCAUACCAGUGUGGACCUGGUUGGAUGGCACAACACUUGUCAACCAGCCCAGCACACUAACAGCUGGUAGCCAGUACCCAGGCUGCAGGGCCGAGAGUGGGAUAUGGACGCCUCCAACUGCCGGAGUUGUCUGGAUGUACGGUGGGAGGGAGGGCAGCGGAAUGGCACUCAACGAUCUCUGGCUGUAUGACAUGCCAUCACAGGAAUGGACAAACAUCCAACGAGGGAAAGAGCAAAGCUGGCCCAAACCUCGCUACGGCGCAGCAGUGUGCGGGGUCACAAACUCAUCAGUUGUCGUCUACGGAGGAGCUCAGUCAACGGAAAAUCUCCUAAGCGACACCUGGCUCUACCAUUUGCACAACCAGUCGUGGAUGCUAUUGUCAGACAGCUCGCAGCCUGGUGUAAGAGCCAACAUGGUGCACUGGUGCACCCAUGAUGCCUUGUGGAUUUACGGAGUCACGAGCUCCGACCCUAAUGCUCCACAGACAAUGUGGAAGUUUUCUUUUCAAAGCUUCGAUUGGACGGAAGUCGGUGGUGAUACGGGCAACAGAGGGAGCCCCGAGGAGUUCAGAGACCUUGGACGUUGGAAAACCGCAGCCUGGGUGGUGAAGAACAGUCACUUUUAUAUUUUAGGAAGGAAUCCCCCUCUGGCCAGCAAGUCGUGCCAGGGCAAAACUAGCGAGGUCAAGAACAAGUGCGAUCUGUGGAGGUACUCCAGUUUAUCGAACGAGUGGGAGCAUAUAAGCACGGAUGCCAAAGCUGACAGUGAGUCGGCUGGGGUUGUUGAGCAACCCAGCUGUCUCGCCAGUGCUGCUUUCUGGCCUGAUGCCAGCGGCAACCUCUGGUUGUUGGACAGCAGCAAUGGGACUGACAGCACCUGCGAGGAGACCUCCCAAACCCGAUCCAAUUUGUGGAUGUUGGACCUGAGACUUAUGAGAUGGAUCAGCUUCCAAACCCACAACCCACAAAGCGAGGAUGUCCUUGAGUGGUCGCAGGACACCCACAGCCAGCCCCCACCGCGUGCUUACUGCGCCAGCUGGUCCAGGAACAACACCUAUUACCUAUUUGGAGGGCUCGCCAGGAACGGAUCAGUCGGAGCCCUGAAUGACUUGUGGGAUUUCCAGCUCCUGGAAGUCGAGAGUCUUCAUCCAUCUCCAAUCCAUGCUCUCGCCGUGCCCCCUGUAGCUGUAUUUUUCCUGUCUCUGGGUGCUCUGGGUAUCUUGUCCUUGUUUGUUUUUGCCGUUAUAUUCUUCACCAAGUGCUCUGCGGGGCCUAGAUUAAAACCUCCCAAUCAUUUUGGAGAUAAGAUUCGUUACUCUCCAGUGGAGAUGGAUGAAGUUCUCUUCACGUGAUAUCAGACAUGACAUGAUAUGAGCUACCUAAAACUUAUGCUGGAAGAGAUAACAAAAUGCUUUGUUCUCCCCCAGGGAUGAAUUAAUAUAAAUCACAGGAUCCUUUGGAUGGGGCCGUAUCAUAAGUCCGACGCCUCAUAAGUCCGACGCCUCGUAAGUCCGACGUCGGAAAAACGAAGCGUAC